This is a messenger RNA of Nelumbo nucifera (sacred lotus), 540 nucleotides long. Lineage: Eukaryota; Viridiplantae; Streptophyta; Magnoliopsida; Proteales; Nelumbonaceae. The record is from RefSeq and is a predicted model, not a curated record.
AUGAUAGGAAGUCUUCUCUAUUUAACUGCUACAAGACCAGACAUCAUGUAUGCAGUUAGUCUACUAUCAAGAUUCAUGCAGAAUCCAAGUCAAGUCUACCAUGGCGCAGCUAAAAGAAUACUAAGGUAUUUACAAGGUACAAAGAGCUAUGGAAUUUGGUACAGAGUCACACAUGACUCUAAGCUCAUUGGCUAUACAGACAGUGAUUGGGCAGGUUCGGUAGAUGACAUGAAAAGUACAUCAGGUUAUGCUUUCUCACUUGGAUCAGGGAUAUUUUCUUGCACUUCAAAGAAACAAGCAACUGUUGCCCAAUCAUCAGCUGAAGCAGAAUAUAUUGCAACAGCAAUAACAAUGAGCCAAGCUAUAUGGCUCAAAAAGGAUUUGAUGACAUGGGAGAACCACAAGUUGGUGCUACUGAAAUCUACUGCGAUAGCAAAUCUGCUAUCGCAAUGGCAAAGAAUCCCAUAUUUCAUAGCAGAACCAAACAUAUUGGCAUCAAAUAUCACUUUAUCAGAGAAGCUGAAGGAAACAAAGAAAUAG